CACUCACCUGCCCAUGCAUUGUGACCCCCUCCAGAUCCCUCGAUCUCUUCCUGCUUCUCUUCUACUUGCCCGACUAUUGCAGCUGUCUCCGCAAUCUGAAAGCUUUUGUUUAUUGAUUGCCAGAGACACCAGUAAGCAAACGCCUAUCUUGGGAAUCCUCAAUCUAUGGCUAUUGCCAGCUCCGCCCUCAAAGAGCGGUAACUCUCGGACACCGCUUUCAUACGCCUCCAGCCUGCCCCCCUCACCAUGGAGCUCGUGCAAAAAGAACAUGAGAGGCUCGUAAAGAAGACCAAGGCCGCUCAAGGCCUCAAGUCAGUACAAAACUCGAUAGAUCUACUGCAAAACGCGCGGGACGCCAUUGCUGCAGAUCCGAGUCAAGCAUCAAUCAUCCUCGCCAAGCUACAGAAUCCGGUCAAAGCCUCCUUCGAUUCCAUCAAUGACAAUCUCAAAGAAACCCAUAGCGGUCUCAACAAAUACUCCAAGUCCUUGGAUAAGCUCUUCAAAGACAGACCCCUCCCGAGCACCGAACAUGACCUCCUCUCCUCCCAGGAACACCUCAUCAACCGGGCCAUCGCGAUGCAUCUGCUGAGGGAGGGGCAGUUCUCGGUGGCGGCCACCUUCCUCUCCGAGAUGGCGGAAAAGAAGGCUGCGGAGAAAAAGCAAGCCAACACGGCGAACGCCUCUGAGAAUGCCGCAUCCAUCCUCGACAUCGACGAGGUUCCAUCCGGCGAGGUGCGCAAACAGUUCGCCACGAUGUACUACAUCCUCCACGAGAUGAAAGAGAACAACAACCUGCUCCCCGCCAUACAAUGGGCCCGGGACAAUGACGAGGCGCUGGCGGCGCGGGGGAGCAAUCUCGAGUUCGAGCUCUGCCGGCUGCAGUUUGUCUGGCUCUUCCACGGGGCCCACGAGCAGCAGGGUCCCACCCCUGCCGGACGACAGGCGGCUCUGGAAUACGCCCGCCGCGAGUUCCACGGCUUCCUGCCCCGAUACCUGCGCGAGGUGCAGCAGCUCAUCGGCGCGAUGGCCUUCAGCCCCAACCUGCAGGAUUCGCCCUACCGGAGCAUCUUCAACAACCCCUCGGCCUGGUCCGACGUAGCACACUCGUUCACGCGCGAGUUCUGCUCGCUGCUCGGCCUCUCCGCGGACUCGCCCCUAUACAUCGCCGCCACCGCCGGCGCAAUCGCCCUCCCAACGCUAUUGAAACUCCAGACCAUCAUGAAAGCCAAACGCACCGAGUGGACCACCGAGAACGAGCUUCCCGUCGAAAUCCCCCUCCCGCCAUCCUACCUCUUCCACUCCAUCUUCGUCUGUCCCGUCUCCAAGGAACAGACCACCGACGAGAACCCACCCAUGAUGAUGCCCUGCGGGCACGUCAUUGCCGAGGAAUCCCUCAAACGAUUGUGCAAGGGCAGCCGGUUCAAAUGCCCCUACUGCCCCAGCGAGAGCCACCCCCGCGAGGCCAGAAAGGUUUUCCUUUAGGUCGUUUUCUUACCCUUUUUGCGUCAUCGUCAAAGCAAGGCUACAAGUAAGUACAUACACUACCUCCUCCUCCUUACCAUGUAAUCAGCGGGCGUCCAGGGUCAGAACUCAGUACGUACAUUGUUUUUUGUUUAUAUGUCUUUCUAUUAAUCUUUCCUUUUCUUGUUUGCGGCGUUAUCGGGACUUGGGUCGGGCUGGAUAUUCGGGGUUUUUCUUUUACAGAAGCGUA
This is a messenger RNA of Aspergillus aculeatinus CBS 121060, 1711 nucleotides long. Its product is annotated as ubiquitin-protein ligase RMD5. The transcript has 4 exons. The record is from RefSeq and is a predicted model, not a curated record. Gene Ontology annotation, molecular function: protein binding; ubiquitin protein ligase activity. Gene Ontology annotation, biological process: proteasome-mediated ubiquitin-dependent protein catabolic process. The coding region runs from base 247 to 1482 and encodes 411 amino acids. NCBI's taxonomy places the organism in Eukaryota, Fungi, Ascomycota, Eurotiomycetes, Eurotiales, Aspergillaceae. Gene Ontology annotation, cellular component: nucleus; GID complex; cytoplasm.